Eremomyces bilateralis CBS 781.70 is the source of this 2716-nucleotide messenger RNA. RefSeq names its product long-chain-fatty-acid-CoA ligase/ protein binding protein. Gene Ontology annotation, cellular component: membrane; endoplasmic reticulum. Gene Ontology annotation, biological process: long-chain fatty acid metabolic process. The coding region runs from base 159 to 2306 and encodes 715 amino acids. The record is from RefSeq and is a predicted model, not a curated record. Gene Ontology annotation, molecular function: long-chain fatty acid-CoA ligase activity. The transcript has 6 exons. Lineage: Eukaryota; Fungi; Ascomycota; Dothideomycetes; Eremomycetales; Eremomycetaceae.
CGGCGUGGCACCGGAAUAGAUUGCGUCUUUCGCAUCUUGUUCCGAGAGGCGGCUGCAAUCCCGCACGUCUGCAACGGCGACAAGGUUCGUUUGGCCCCAAAUCCUCAAUAAGUGACCCGCAUUCAUGACAUUCCUCGCCUCGGUACCGCCGAGGCAUCAUGUUUGGUGUUCAUAACCCCGCGAUCGAAAACGCGAAGGCCUUCCAGGCACCGCCGAAACCUGGCGCGCCGUACAGCGUGCCAAUUGCGGGCACAGCGCGCCCUGGACGAACACCCAUCUAUCGACACUUCCGGUUCCAGGACAAAUUGUUGGAAACUUUCGAUCCAGAGGUCCGGACGAUCCACGACUCUUUCGAGGUUUCAUCGAAGCUAUACCCGACCAACCGAUGCCUGGGCUAUCGUCCAUGGGAUCCAAAGUCGAGGACGUUCGGCGACUACCUCUGGGAAAGCUAUAAGCAGAUUGCCGAGAGGAGAAAUAACUUCGGGUCGGGUAUCGUGCAGCUGCACAAGGAGCUUGGCGUGACGGAUGCGAAGUACGGUGUUGGCUUGUUCUGCAACAAUCGCCCCGAGUGGCAGAUCACUGAUCUCGGAUGCAUGAGCCAAGGGCUCUAUACCGUCUCCAUCUACGACACCCUCGGACCCAGCGCGACCGAAUACAUCAUCAACCAUGCCAGCCUCAACUGCGUCGUUACCUCUCUCAACCACAUUCCCGCGCUUCUCCAGAUCAAGGCCUCCGCCGACCUCCCGCAAUUCCGGUUAAUCAUCUCGCUCGAGCCCCUCGAUACGGGCGAUAUCCCCGGCCACUCCAAACGCGACAUCCUCGCCGCCUUCGCCUCCAAAGUCGGCAUCAAGAUCAUUACCAUGGCGGAAGUCGAGGCUCUUGGCGCAUUGAAGCCGCUGGCUCCUAACCCGCCUGCGCCGACCGACCUCAUCACCAUCAACUACACCUCCGGCACCACCGGCGAUCCCAAAGGCGUUAUGCUCACUCACUCAGCCGCUGUCUCUGCCACAGCUGCAUCGAUGACCUCCGUCGAGCAGUCGCCACAGGACAUCAUCUGCUCCUUCUUGCCGCUGGCGCAUAUCUACCAACGUAUUGGCGAGCACUGUGCGCUGUGGGCCGGCGCCGCCAUUGGGUACUUCCACGGCAAUGUCGCAGAGCUCGUCGACGAUUUGAAGUUGAUCCGGCCGACGGCCUUCUCCGGUGUCCCGCGACUAUACAAUCGGUUCGGGUCCGCGAUCAAGGCGGCUUCGGUCCAGGCGCCGGGUUUCCGCGGCACCCUCUCGAACUACGUCAUCAACACAAAGACGGCGAACCUCGCACGGCCGGAAGGCGGCAAGGAUGGCGAGCCGACGAACAAGCACGCGGUCUGGGAUCGCGUCUGGGGUCGCAAGGUGGCUGCCGCUUUGGGACUUGACCGCUGCAGGACCAUGAUCUCGGGUAGCGCGCCGAUCGACCCGACAUUGCACCAAUUCCUCCGGGUCGUCUUCGCGAACAACUUCCUGCAAGGCUACGGUCUCACCGAGACGUACGCCUGCAGUCUCAUUCAGGUGCCUGGCGACCUCUCCGCCGGCAACUGCGGUGCCGUCUCACCCUGUAUCGAGGCGGUCCUCCGCGACGUGGAGGACAUGGGAUAUACGACGGCCGACAAGCCUCACCCGCGCGGUGAACUCUGGCUACGAGGGAACAGCCGACUCGUGGCGUACUACAAGAACGACGCCGAGACGGCGAAGGCGAUCGACGAAGAUGGCUGGUUCCGCACCGGAGAUAUCUGCGAGAUCGAUUCUCGCGGCCGAUUCAAGGUGAUCGACCGCGCGAAGAACGUGCUGAAGCUCGCGCAGGGCGAGUACGUCUCCCCCGAGCGCAUCGAGAACGUGUUCUUGGCGAACCUGGGCUGGUUGAUGACGGCGUUUGUCCACGGCGAUUCAACCGAGAGCAGCCUGGUGGGGAUUUUCGGCGUCGAUCCGGCGCCGUUCGCGGCGUGGGCCAGCGCGGCGCUGAAGGAGAACAUCAGUGGCGAGGAUAUCAACGCUUUGAGAGGAACUUUGAAGAGGCCGGAUGUCCGGGAGAAGGUGGUUGCGGAGUUGAGGAAGGUGGCGCGGAAGUCGAAGUUGAAUAGGUUUGAAGAGUGCAAGGGGGUGCGACUCCAUUUGGAGCCGUUUACGGUGGACAAUGGGUUAUUGACACCAACGCUCAAACUCAAGCGACCGCAGACAGCGAAGACAUUCCGAACCGAUAUCGAUGACAUGUAUGCGGAGAUCGCGGCCGAAGAUGCGAAGAAGCCGCAAAAGCUGUUGGCAAAGUUGUAAAAAUGUCUGCUUUAAAGGGCGUGUUUGAGGCGAUGGAGGGGAAGUGGAAGUUGCAGUUUUGUGAACCGUCUUAGGAGUUGCACCAACUGCGGGUACCACUCGCUGAUAUUUGUCAUGGAAUCCUUCCCCAUUUCCUGUGUACGGCCAUGUUUGUAGAAUUUAGUGAACAGUUGAGGACAAAGUUAGGUAGUUGGCGAUUCAGGAGAUCACUUAUCAGUGGACAGAAUAGCCGAGGGUCGCUAUGAACCAGACCGAUAUCCCGAUAUACAGCGCACGUGUAGUAUGAUGAGUGAUUUGAUAACAGCUCGUAUUAGCAUGGAAACCGGGACUUUGAUUAGUUACUGAAGACUGGGUAUUUCCAUUUUGACACCAAUUUGACACCAAACAUGUAUUGUACUACAAUUGAAGCG